Molecule: messenger RNA, 500 nt
Organism: Mustela lutreola (European mink)
Lineage: Eukaryota; Metazoa; Chordata; Mammalia; Carnivora; Mustelidae
Product: histone H2A type 1-E
Exons: 1
Coding region: 41-433 (130 amino acids)
Cellular component (GO): nucleosome
Molecular function (GO): structural constituent of chromatin; DNA binding; protein heterodimerization activity
Source: RefSeq, a predicted model, not a curated record
GCUCCUUUUCUCUUUUUGGUGCGUUGUUGUCUUGCCGAGUAUGUCUGGACGUGGGAAGCAGGGCGGUAAGGCCCGCGCCAAGGCCAAGACGCGCUCGUCGCGGGCGGGUCUGCAGUUCCCGGUGGGCCGCGUGCACCGCCUGCUCCGCAAGGGCAACUAUGCGGAGCGGGUCGGGGCCGGCGCGCCCGUGUACCUGGCGGCCGUGCUCGAGUACCUGACGGCCGAGAUCCUGGAGCUGGCGGGCAACGCGGCGCGCGACAACAAGAAGACGCGCAUCAUCCCGCGCCACCUGCAGCUGGCCAUCCGCAACGACGAGGAGCUCAACAAGCUGCUGGGCCGCGUCACCAUCGCGCAGGGCGGCGUGCUGCCCAACAUCCAGGCCGUGCUGCUGCCCAAGAAGACCGAGAGCCACCACAAGGCCAAGGGCAAGUGAGUCUACGUAUCAUACUGGUGUAUCCAGUUAAAACCUUUCUCACUCAAAGGCUCUUUUCAGAGCCGUC